AGUUCGCUUUCUAGUUGAUCGUAUUUACAUGAUUUUGCUAGAUUCGUUAAUUCACGGAUAUAUUCCUCCGCUGUUUCGCCCUCGCGUUGGUUUCGGUUGUUAAAUUUCGCCCUUGCUCUCACAUGCAUGCACAUUGGGUUGCAUACAUGCUACAAUUUGCGAUGUGUAUGAGAAAGGAAACGGAAACAGUAACUCAAUUUAUAACUAGACUUCGUGGUUUGGCAGGAAAUUGCGAAUUUGGUGCAAAUUUAAACGAACGUCUGCGUGAUCAAUUCGUAAUCGCAAUUAAUAACUCUGCGUGGCAACAAGAGAUCAUUCGGGAACGUCCAAAUAAUUCUGCAACUUUGUCAGAAAUUGAAGCUACAGCCGUGAAGCUUGAACAAGCAAGUAUUCAUUCGCAAAAAUUAACGUCACUUACUCAACAAAAUCAAUUAGAACAUGCAUACCGGGUAACAAAACAAAACUUCAACAAACACAAAAACGAACAAAGGUCGGAAAGAAUACCUAAAUCUUUUGACAGAAAACAAAAAUGUUUGUUUUGCGGUAAUAAACGACACGAAAACGUACAAACUUGUCCAGCUAAGGAUAAAUCCUGUUCUUCGUGCGGGAAGAAAGGACAUUUUGCAAAAGUUUGCAUUUCUUCAGGAAAAAUAAAGUUAAACAAAAAUCAAACUACAAACACGCGAAACGUAACAACAAAAACAAACGAUGAGUCAUCAUCUGACAACGGAACAAGCUCAGAUACUUUAACUAUAUGUAACAUACGAACAUCAAAGAAAGUAAUGUUAACAGUUAAGAUUGAAAACAAGGAUUGUCAAAUGCUUUAUGACCCAGGAGCUGCACAUUCAGUAAUAGGGAAAAAAGUAUGGAAAAACUUGGGAAAACCUAAGUUACAACCCACGAACAAUCUUGUAGCUUAUACCGACAUAGAAAUCAAAACAUUAGGAACAACCAAAGUACAAGUCACAGCAUAUGGAAGAACACUAACACUACCCAUUUACGUGGUUGAGCAAGACGACACACCUUUAUUUGGUCUCGAUUGGUGCAUAGCAUUCAAAACACCAUUACCUGAAGGAGCACGAAUUUGUAACAUUCAAUAUCAGAAAAACAACGACAAACAGAUCGUAUCAAUUGAGAAAGUAGAAAAGCAAUUAACGAAAAUUUUAGAACAACAUAAAGAACUAUUUGAUGGUAGCAUUGGAACCAUAAGGGGACACACAGCCCGCAUACACAUUUCCAGCGAUGUAACACCAAAGACUUUUAGGCCUCGACCAGUACCUUUAGCCUUACAGAAGAAUGUAUCAAAAGAGAUUGAAAGAUUAGUUAAAGAAGAUGUAUUAGAACAAAUAGAUACAACUACCACACCGAUCGAAUGGGCGACACCAGUGGUGAUAGCAGUUAAAUCAAAUGGAAAUGUUCGUCUUUGUGGAGAUUACAGAGUCACAAUAAAUCCAUUCGUUCAGGCAGACAAUUAUCCUCUACCGAGAUGCGAGGAUAUGCUUAGUAAACUGAGUGGUGGAAAACAUUUUUCACGAAUAGACUUAAAAGACGCAUAUUUACAAUUACCCGUUCAUUCCGAUUCAAGAAAAUAUCUAGUUAUUGCAACACACAAAGGUUACUAUACCUACAAACGUUUACCCUUCGGAGUCUCAUUUGCUCCAUCAUUAUUCCAACGAACGAUGGACCAAAUAUUAAAUGGAUUAGAAGGUACCACAUGUUAUUUAGAUGACAUAUUAAUAACUGCACCAGACAAGGAAACUCAUUUGAAACGAAUUGAACGUGUGUUAGCACGGUUACGACAAGCUGGCAUCAAAACGCAAGCAUCUAAGUGUGCCUGGUUACAGAAGGAAAUUGUGUUUCUGGGACAUAAAAUAGAUAGAAAUGGGUUACACCCAACUGAAGAACACAUCCAUGCAAUACAGCAAAUGCCACGACCUCGAAAUGUCACAGAAUUGCGUUCUUUUCUGGGAUUAAUCACAUAUUAUGCCAAAUUUAUCGAAAAUCUACAGAUCAUUUGUGAACCCCUUCAUCGACACCUUAAGAAGAAUACGUCAUUCAAUUGGACAAAUCAUGAUUCAGAAAUAUUCAAAUCACUGAAGAAAACUUUAACCUCAGAAUCAACAUUAGUACAUUAUAAUGAAAAUUUACCACUUUACGUCAGUAGUGAUGCAUCGGCAAGAGGAGCAGGAGCGGUGCUAGCUCACAAAAUGCCCGACGAUACCCUAAGACCUGUUGCAUUCACAUCCCGUACUUUUACAGACGUAGAAACCAGAUAUUCGACAAUUGAUAAAGAAGCAUUAGCUAUUGUCUAUGCGGUAACAAAAUUUCACCAAUAUCUGUACGGACGACAUUUUUAUCUUUUAACCGACCAUAAACCGCUAGAACGUAUUUUUAGUCAUAAACGCGAAACACCAAAAAUAGCAAGCAAUCGAUUGUUAAGAUGGGCUAUGUUAUUGAACAGUUAUAAUUACACCAUCAGAUAUACACCCGGAAAACAAAAUCAAGCGGCGGACGCUUUGUCAAGAUUACCUAUCUGUGAAGAUACACCAAGUAAAAAUGAAGCGAUUGGUCUACUAAAGCGAGGACAUCUGUUACACCUCCGAGUUAAACACCUGCCGAUGUCAAGAAAAGAAUUACAGAAAGAAGUUUUUAAGGAUCACGUGUUGUGCAAAAUAAUACCAUAUAUUAAAACAUAUUGGCCAUAUUACGAAAAAAGGGAUAAGCUAUCGUAUGAGGAAGAUAUGAUUCUUUGGAAGGGAAGGAUAUGUAUCCCAGAGAAACUUCGCAAAACAAUAUUAAAGAUGUUGCAUGAGGGACACCCGGGAAUCACAGGAAUGCAGAGUAUGGCGAAAUUACACGUCUACUGGCCAAAUAUCAACAACGAUAUACAAAAGUUUAUAGAACAUUGCGAGUAUUGUCAAAGCUCGAGAAAGAGUACCCAACAUCUACCUCUAUAUUCAUGGGCAGCACCACCAGUUCCGUGGUCACGAAUCCAUCUGGAUUUUGCAGGACCGUUUGAAGGAAGAAUGUGGUUAGUGGUUAUCGACGCCUACACCAAAUGGAUUGAAAUUGAACCGAUGAAAUCAACGACAAGUGCCAAAACAAUAAAUAUUUUAAGAAAAAUGUUCGCGCGGUAUGGACUGCCUAAAAUAAUAGUGACUGACAAUGGACCACAAUUAACAUCGGAAGAGUUUGAAAGUUUCUGUGCGUCGUUAGGUGUAAAGCACGUACGUACCACUCCAUAUCACCCGCAGACAAAUGGGAUCGCGGAAAGACUUGUAAAAACUUUUAAGAAUCGCAUGAAGUGUAGUGAAAAAGAUAUAGAUCUAAAUACGCGAGUGCAAUCAUUUUUAACUUCAUAUCGAGCAACCCCUACUAGAACGACCGGACGAACACCGUACGAACUUAUGUUUGGUCGGCUCAUGAGAAAUAAGUUUGAUCAACUGAAACCGGAUGUACACAGACGACUCGAUGAGGAGAGUAUAAGACAAAAGCAAUGUUAUGAUCGACACCAUGUAAAAGAGAAAUCCUUCGAGAUAGGAGAGCCUGUUUGGGUCAACAACCCGUUAGCGGACGGAUCAAAACCGGGCCAGAUAGUUGAAAAAACAGCACCGUACUCUUAUAUAGUAGAUCUGGGAAAUUCUGUAAAACGAAAGCAUGCAGAUCAGAUGAGAUCUCGAGUAAAAUCCCCUCUUAAUGAUGUACCAACUACCCCAGAAAAGCCAAAGGAAAUAUUCACGGAAAUUGACGAAUCAACCAGUAUGGAAGACCCAAAAUGUGACACUCCAAAGAAAAAGAUACCCCAACCUGAGAUUAUAACAGAUCGGGAGUCCGAAACGAAGCCUAGACGGAAUCCUAUCCGGGAUCGACGACUUCCGGCGCGUUAUCAAGUUUAAGUGAGGGAGGGAUGUAGUAUUAUGGCGACAUCUAGCGGCAAAAUUGUAGAACGCUCACGUGUUAACGAGUGCAACGACGACCAAGGACAGUUAACACACGACCACCAACUUAGAAGCAUCACCUAGUUUAAGUGAAAUCAAACUGUUUUAAUCGUUUAAGCUGUUUUAUGUUAUUCAAUCAAUAUAACAUAGUUAUUUGAACAUUUUUAAAUUGUACUUUAUUAUAAUAAAUAAUAAUACCACAAUAACCAUUUCUACUUUCAGCAGUACAAAAUAAGACAGACUAACAGUAGAAUAUAAUAAAUUUAAUAUUUUAUUGUGGGAGGAAUAAGCAUCAAACUUUGGGUCUGAGGGACCCAGCCUGCCGAAUAGUGUGAUUUUUAAACCACCCGUCAACUGCAGGGUUAAAGGAGGAAUUGAAAAGGCUCCAACAGCAGAUGAAAAUGAUGGUAGAAGAAAAGAAAAAACCGGAAGCAGAGACAACGGGCGUCAUAACCAACUUCGUAUAGGUAUCAGAAAAAUUUAAUUUCAUCAAAGAAGAGUGGCAGGUAUGGAUCACACAUUAUGAACGAUAUCGUGUUGCAACGAAUUUAAACAUGCGCCCCGAAGCAAUUCAAAUCGAUUCGUUAUGUCUACACUUGGGUGUCGAAAUAACGCGUAUUUACAAGCAAAUUUUAAAACCGAGGACAAUGUUAAAACGUACAAAGGACUGAAAGAAUUCCUUGACGAGAAGUUCCCAAAAACGCACAAUAUAAUUUACGCGAGAGCGAAAUUUAAUUAAUUUAACCAAUGCGGAAGAAUAUAUUCGGGAAAUAAUCAAUUUAGCGAAAGCAUGCAGAUACCAUCAACUCGAAAACGAACUUGUACGCGACAAAUUAGUUGUUGGUAUAAGAGAUCAUAAAUUAUCUGAAAACCUACAACUCGAUGAGUCAUUAACGUUACAAAAAGCAAUAGAUAAAAUAACGCAGGCAGAACGCAUAAAAUGCGAAAAUACGAAAUUACGUGACGACCGAAAUCGAGAGUCGCCUACAAGGAGUCUGACUAGUCCGAACGAAACCGGGUCUGGCGCAGACGAGAUAUAAAACGGCUGGCGACAAAAUGAACAAUAACGGCGAAAAGAAAUGUUUUCGAUGUGGCGAUAUGAAUAAACAUGUUAAAACAAAAGGCUAUGAAACAAACAUGUAAGAAAUGUAAUUUUAAAGGCCAUUUUGCAAGACAAUGCAGAACGAGAAAAGAAAAAUACGUAAAAUUAGUAAAUAAUGAAACUGAAAGAGAAAACAUAUAAAUUCAAUUAAAUAAGAUGGAAAGGGAUGGUAUUAUAGAGAAAGUAGAGAAACCAACCGAAUGGUGCGGCGCGCCAAUAGUAAUCGCACAAAACAAGGACAAAGUGAGAAUAUACGCAGAUUUUACAGAACUUAACAAAAACGUAAAAACAGAAUUUUACCAGUUACCAUUUAUUGACGAAACUCUUAGUAAACUCCAAGAAGGAAAAAUAUUGACUAAAUUGGAUUUUUCCAGAAGAUUUUGGCAACUUAAGUUGAACAAAAAGUCAAGAAAAUAUACCACAUUUAUUACACCAUUUAGCAGAUUCCGAUACAAACGAAUACCGUUUGGAAUUUCAUCGGCACCAGAGUUAUUUCAGAAGACAAUAGAUAACAUAAUGAAAGAGUUGAAAAUAAUAAACAUUGUAAUUGUCCAUGCAGAUGAUAUUCUGAUAGCAGCGGAAACCGAUGAAGAACACGAACAAGCACUGAAGAAAGUACUAAAAAUUCUAAAAGAAAAUGGAUUAACCUUGAAUAAAAGAAAAUGUGAAUUCAAAAAAGAAAAAACAACAUAUCUGGGGUAUGUAGUAAGCAAAAAUGGAAUUAAAGCCGACCCAAACAGCAUUAAAGCAAUAAAAGAAUAUUCAACACCAAAAACAAUCACUGAAAUGAGAAGAUUUCUGGGAAUGGUAAACUAUAUGGGAAGAUUUAUUUCCAAUCUAGCAGAAAAAACAGCGUCAAUCCGUGAACUGUUGAAAACCGAUACAGAAUUCAUAUGGAGCGAGCACCAAGAAAAACAUUUCAAUAACUUAACGACCGAAAUUGCAUCACCCAGGGUAUCAACAAGAUUUUCCACCAGAAAAAGGACAAGAGUCUCAGCGGAUGCAUCAUGAUAUGGAGUGGGAGCUGUACUGGAACAAGAACAAUCUGAAGAUGUAUGGAAACCCGUGUACUUCUGCUCCGAAACAUUAAAUGACACGGAGAAAUGAUAUGCGCAGAUAGAAAAGGAAGCGUUUGCAGUGACGUGGGCAUGCGAAAAACUGGAACAAUAUUUACUGGGUUCACAAUUCGAAAUCCAAACAGACCACAAACCAUUGACCGUUAUCCUAACUACUAAAGAGAUAAAUAAAUUAUCAAAUCGUUUACGUAGAUUUAGAAUGAGACUGUCCAAAUUUAAUUAUACUAUCAAAUAUGUUUCAGGAAAACAAUUUUAUAUACCGGAUGCCUUGUCAAGGGCACCAACAGACCAACCAGAGGCGGACAUGGAUUGUUUAGAGGAAGAACCCGAAAUUGAUAUCUAUGUCAAUGAGGUGAUACAAAAAACAUCACAAUUUAUGAACGACAAACUUUAAAACAAUACCAUAAAUACUCAAAUAAACUAAAGAUAGAUAAAAAUAUGUUAAUAUACGAAGAUCGUAUACUAAUUCCAAAAAGCUUGAGAAAGAAAUGUUCGGAAGCUAUCCAUAAGGGACACCAAGGCAUUAACAAAUGCUUGGGAAGAACUAAGGAAACAAUAUGGUGGCCAGGAAUUAGACGAGAAAUAUCACAAAGAACAGAAAAUUGCGAAAAUUGUCUAAAAGAUAAGACUCCGGCAAGAGAACCAAUGAUUUGAAGUUUUGUACCCGAAAGACCAUGGAAGAUCUUAGGAGCUGACAUAGCAACAUAUAACAACAAUAACUAUAUUAUAGUACAGGACUAUUACUCAAAACAUCCUGAAAUAAGAAAACUUGGAGAUAUGACCAGCAAGACAACAAUAGACUGUCUCAAAGACAUAAUGUCACGCCAUGGUAUUCCCACACAACUGAGAACCGAUAAUGGAAAACAAUUCGAUAACUACGAAUUCCGUCAAUUUGCAAAAGAAUAUGGAUUUAAGUGGACAACGAGUAGUCCAGAGUACCAACAAUCGAAUGGACAAGCUGAGAGCGCUGUCAAAAUAAUAAAGAAAAUCUUCCGAUUAAAUGAAGACCCAUAUAUGAGAUUAUUGAUUUACAGAAAUACACCACUAAAAUGCAAUAUUUUACCAGCACAACUUUUAUUUGGACGAACUUUAAGAGAUUGCUUACCAAUACUCAACUCAAAACUGCAACCUAAAUUACCGAAUUAUAAGAAAAUAAAAGAAAAACAGAAAAAUAAUUACAAUAAAAGGCAUAGAGUAAAAAAAAAUGAACCAUUAGGAAUGGGGCAGAAAUGGUAUGGAUAACAAACAUGAAGAGUGAAGGCAUUGUAAAGAAAAGGACAAAGAAACGGAGAAGGGUGAGAUCCGAAGAAAUAGAACUUACAGAAUCUACCCAUCUCGGAAUACGAAGGGGAAAACGAAGAAGAGAUGAAUAACCAUAGACCUCAAAACCCUGAACUGGAAAAAGAAAAACGCAAAAGAAGACCACCUCAAAAAUUUAAAGACUUUAUAAUGUAAAUAUUUUAUUUGAUAAUAAUCAUGUUUUAUGUUUGUAAAUAUAUUGUUAUAAUGUAGGACAAUAAAGAAAAGGGGAUGUAGGGUAUACUACCAAAAAUACACAGCCUUGUGUGGUGGUGUUGUCAAGUACGUUGUAACAAAUAAAGUUAAUCGAGCUAGAACCCUUAUAUUAUUCAGUCGUCACACGUGUACGCCCAACAUUGACCAAGUCUGAAAUAACUUUUAAUUUCGGAGUUUGCCUAGUAUGCAAAUAUGCAAACUUAGGUGUGCCAAAUGAGGCUCAGGCAAAGUCCUAAAAGUGUAAAUUAACUUCGGACUUUGCCUAAGUGGGUUAGGCGAAUUAAGGUGCGCAUAUUUAAAACACUGUUUACUGCUAUCAGCGUUAUCAACAAGCUGUCUAUAUGUGCUCACUCUUUGGCUUCUUAACUAACAAUAAAAAUAACAGAAUUGGAAUUUUCCCAAUAAAGCUCUAUUUUUGUAAAUAAAAAAAAACUAACAACAUAGAUACAAAAACUAACAAUACAUAAGAUUAUAUAGGAAACUGUGUAAACCGUUACUUGUUUGAAGACGAGUUUGAAUGGUGACAUUUCGAGUUGCAAAACACAUUUUUUAUUGCAGUUACACUUCAAAAACCCUUGGCCCCUGAAAGCAGCGUUUUGGCUACUAAUCUAAUGCAGAGAGAAUUCAAUCUCUGGGACGUCUUGAAUUUUCAAAAGUGUGUCUUUGCACGCUUGAAUUUGAUUUCUCGAAUACUGCGAGGCAAUAAUUCCUUUCUUGGUUCCAAUUUUAUAGAGUCCAUCAUUUGUUGUCUCCAAAACUACGCCAAUUAAGUUUCACGCGUCUCCUUUGCUCCUGUCAAGGGUUGGAACAGGCACAGUAACUGAUGUUCCAACCUCAAUCGGGGGAAAUUUUUUAUUAGAUGUAAACUUCAUUUUCUCUGCCUACUCUUUCAAUCCUUCGACAGCUUUCUCUUGAUUUGAAGUCAUCGUUUUUCUUGCACACCGAAGACAUAAAACUGAUGCUCCGUAACCCUCGUUGGUAUUACUUGUACUCUGGGCACAGAUGACAUGAACAUUUUGCGCACAGCUAUAACACUUGUGGACUCCUGAAGUUUCUUUUUCGCAUAUGCAAUAAACAGGUUCCAAUUUUGCCAUAUCAACAUCAAGGGCAGGAGUUGUUCCUUUAGUAUUUUCUGCAUCAGGAAACGGAGUUUAUUCUUUAGUAUUUUCUGCAUCAGGAAACGGAGUUGAUUCUCCAAGACUUUCUGCAUUACGACCACAAGUGAAAUUCUCCUGCUCCACAGUAGUUGCAAGUGCCUUUUCAAGAUCUUCUUCAGUUCUAAGAACUUUUUUGAUAGAAUCAAAUGCAGGCAAUAAGGCAAUGACUGUAUUCCGAUAUGAGCGGUUCUUCCUUUAAUGAAAUAGAAAUUUUUUUUUGUAAUGAACUGAAAUUAUAGUUUACUGAACAUCGCUUCAAAAGGUGUCGUAUUCCGCUAUGGUAUGCAUUGUUUUUUUGAAGCUGACAAAAACGAAUACCUUCGCUCCAAUGCUUAGUCUUAUUGUCUUCCAUCCACGCAAAUAACAUAUCUUCUACGUCCCGGUUAGAUCUCUCCACAGUCCCUUGAUUUUGCGAGUGUCUGGGUUUGCCAUGGACUAUUGCUAGCUCGAGCCACACUUCCCUUAACUUUUCAACUACCCGAUUAGCAAACUCUCGUCCGUUGUCCGACUGCAACACGCUGGGAGUUCCCAAAAUACAAAAAACAUCCAAUAAUGUGUGAGCUACUUCCUCUGCUGUCUUCGUCUUCAAUGGACGAAGUAUGGACCACAGUUCUGUGGUUUCAUUUCCAAAGUAGCAAAGACCAAGGUAUCUUCUAGAUAGCGAAUAUGUAUUAUUUACGAUUUUACUAUUUAUUAGUUACCAUCGUUACUCAUGAUCAAUGGUGACAGAAUGAAUUCUAUGAUGCUAACUUUGCUCAUUAUUUCCGUGCAUGUCUUAUCUGAUCCUGUUGCCUUACUGUUGCUAGCUAAGGAAAUAGCUUAAUUAGCAAUAAUUAUAAAAUUCUUCAUCUACACAUAUUUAUGUUUACUUUGUUGAUCAGAUAAUUGAAGCAGUCCAUAACACGAUUGCUCUGGCAGUCUCCCUACUAAACAUAAUCGCUAGUCCGUUUCUGUUUUUCGUUCCCUCAUCACCCGAAUAUGAUAUUCGGGUAUGAUCGUCAAUUUCUAUUUGUUGAAUGUUCUAUCUCAUUUCCCUAAUGUCCAGUAUGUUUAUAAGUACCCUUCUCAUUUAUUUGAUUAAUUAAUGUGCAUCAAAUUAAAUGUGCUAACUGUGAAGGAAACCACUCCACAAAGUUCACAAUAUAUUGCAACAAAAAUUAUGGCACGCACUACGUGAAAAGAGAAAUAACAAGCAUCAAAUCCAACCCAUUCCAAUACGACAAAUUCAAUCAAAAGUAUCAUAUGCCCAAGCAGUUGAUAAUCAAAGGAUACCAGACGACAUCCUAUCAACAAGUUUUAAGAAAUGCACGCCAAACUCACCUAGUUACUACUGUUAUCGCUAAACUAGUUUGAUGGUAAUACAACUCACAUAUAAAAUAGUUAUCUAGAAAUAUUCAUUCAAAAUAUCUAGAAAAUCUUACUCUAAUAGACGCUACGGAUUAUUGGCUUUGGAAAGUUAGCAGAAGACUAAAAAGAUCUCAACGACACAUCCUUUCAAGUAAAGGUGAGAUAACUUCUGGGCCGAAAAUAACAAAGAAUGAUGAACUCGACAUAAUUAGCUCCUUAAAAGUGCCAUUUCGUCUAAAAAUGCCUCACUGCAAGUUCAUAACUAAGGAUAUACAAUAGGUCAUAAUGAAACAAAUAAAUAUAAAAAGACUACAUGAUUUAACCAGAUUAAUGGAAUGAUUCUGCGGAAAUGCACCAUGAUAAUUUAAUUCUUUUAUUUCUUUCUUAUAGGUGAAAGUAAUAUGGCUUAUCUGGUGAACUAGAAAGUGAUGGCAACUUGAAAGAAUCGUUGAAUUUGAUGAAGUUGACUCUUCUAUAGUACUACAUAUCUUCAAUUUUGAAGGUUUUUGGAUUACAGGACUUUGAUGUAUCUGGAGAAGUUUCUGUAGAAUUGGAAAUCUUAAAAGUCUUGAAUAGUUUUUGGGUUUCUUCUGAUAGAAGUAUAACUACUUGCAGCUCAGUGAAACACCAGUUCGGAAUGAUGUUCUUUGUAAUUGGGGUCACCAAUAAAGGAUAAUAAUAUUUAUCCUUUUAUAUAAUAAUAAUAACAUUUUGGUAACUAAUGUAACAUAGAAAUAAGUAACUCGAUUUGAAAUAUCGGUUGCCACACUAUGAUCUAUAAACUUUUCGAAAAGCUAUAAGUAUGUUAAUAGACAUCACACAAUAAUAAAUUAUGGGGAAAUAAUCCAAGAUCAGCAAUUUGCCUUUCGCUACAAUCAGGAUUGCAGUGCUAAAUCAUGUUGUUCUGCAGGUUUCCUCGACAUACUUGAAGCCUUUAAUAAGAUGUAGUACGGAGGUUUACAAGUUAAACCAACGAGGCUCCUUCUGAAUCCGCACUAUCAACUCCUCACAUUAUAUUUGACACUUUCUUGUGAAACUAGGUAUUAAAUAUUGUUCAACUUAUCUCCCGUGCUACAGGAGUUGCAUCAAGGAAGCGUUCUUAGCCCAGUAAUGUAUCUAUUGUAUAGGUCAAAUGUGCCAACAACGAAAAGUACCACUUUUGCAACAUAUGUUGAUGAAACCGCAACAUUGCCUUUCGAAAUCUGUAACAUAAUCUAAACAUAAUUCAUAAGUGUAUGAAAAAUAUAAAUAUAAUAUGUCACUUUCACUAUGCUAAAAAACCCUCUCGAUUACCUUAUGAUUCAACUAGGUAUAAAGUGUGUACGUACCGUGAUUAGCUAUGGGGUUACUGCUAGUUCUUUCAGCGUUUUGGAAACAAAGUUACCAACCAGCAUUUCUUCGUCUGUAAUGAGAUCAUUCAUUGUGUCAUCCCUCUACAGAUUAGAAAAGAAGUGAUCCACCAGUUCGGUUUAUAAUACUACUAUUAAAUUUAAAAGAAAUCACUCACAUGACAUAUAAGGUUCCAUUGUCAGCUAAAAGGGCCCAUACAC
Messenger RNA from Onthophagus taurus, 11685 nucleotides. The record is from RefSeq and is a predicted model, not a curated record. NCBI's taxonomy places the organism in Eukaryota, Metazoa, Arthropoda, Insecta, Coleoptera, Scarabaeidae.